CCCAACCAAGCCCCUCGUCGAUCGGUCGCGUUUAUUCGCUCAUUUUUUGCUCUCAGCCGGCCGACCGCACGCCGUGAGGAACCCGCGUAACCUCACAGCGCCGAGCUGCAGCGCGGCCGCCGCCAGGUGGUGCCGCAGCGCCGCGACAGACGGCCGCGAGUGGACGGCGGGCGGGAACGGGGCCGCGACCCGAGGCCGUGGCAGCGCCCUGUCCGGGGACGGCGUUCACGUCCUUCCCGGUGGCGGAUGGCGUCGCGCUUUGGAUUCGGGGCGAGAAUAACGCCGACGUCGCAGAGCGGAGCUGCGCAGAGUUCAGCUUCUCGAAGCGCCCUGCCGGGAGAGGCGGCAGUUACUAUUUCUUCAACUGCAGAAAAAGUUGUGUACCUUGUGAUUUUCCAUCUGUCAUUUGUCAUGUUUGUAUGGUCCUAUGGGAAGACAAUUUUCACAUCUCCUGCAUCCCCCUCCAAUGAGUUCUGCUUGUCAAAAGCUGAUAAAGAACAAUAUGAAAAAGAAGAGAGACCAGAGUCCCAGCAGGAGAUUUUGAGAAGAGCUGCUAAAGACUUGCCUAUCUAUACGACAACAGCAUCAAGAGCCAUCAGAUACUGUGAUCGAUGCCAGCUAAUCAAACCUGACCGCUGCCACCACUGUUCUGCAUGUGACAUAUGUGUACUAAAAAUGGACCACCAUUGUCCAUGGGUGAAUAAUUGUGUGGGAUUUUCUAACUACAAAUUCUUCCUCCUGUUUUUAAUGUAUUCCUUACUGUACUGUCUGUUUGUUGCUGCUACAGUCUUGCAGUACUUCAUAAAGUUUUGGACAAAUGAAUUGCCAGAUACCCAUGCAAAAUUCCAUGUACUCUUCCUUUUCUUUGUGGCAGCCAUGUUCUUCAUCAGCAUACUGUCACUCUUCAGUUACCACUGCUGGCUAGUUGGCAAAAACAGAUCAACAAUAGAAACAUUCCGCGCACCCACAUUUCGAAAUGGCCCUGACAAAAAUGGCUUUUCUCUUGGAUGCAGCAAAAACCUGAGGGAGGUUUUUGGAGAUGAAAAGAAGUAUUGGCUGCUCCCUAUUUUUACCAGUUUGGGCGAUGGGUGUAAUUUUCCAACUCGCUUGGUGAUUAUGGAUCCAGAGCAGCUAACUGUCUCAAGCCAAAAUGAACCUGCCAAAAGCUCUGGAGCCAAUCAGCCCUUUCCUACUCGACCACUCAGUGAAUCAAAAAAUCGAUUGCUAGCCAGUGACAGUCAGUGGGUAGAAAGUGGCCCUGAAGAUGAAAAUGUUAAAUCAGGUACAAAAAAGCAUAUUAUAGUUUCAUUGGAAAGCUGAUCUCAGCUUAUUACUAACCAACCAUCUCAGUGAGAAACAGGUUUCUGCAACACAUUUUGUGCUUGAAUGUUACUUAAUUUUGUUUGGAAGAUUUGAUCAGUAAAAAAUGGAACAUGAGCAUUUUAUGAGGAGACAAGAAAUUGAAGUUUCUGCACAGUCCAAUGGAUUCUUGUAAGCACUAUUUGCAGAGCAGGGAAGUUCAGACAGAUGCCUUAAGAUUCUUCAUGUGCAUUUAUGCAGCACUGAAUUAUAUACUGCUACCAAAGGGCCAAAUCCUGAAGUGCCCUGCUUGGAUGCACAAGGUCCAGAGUGGGAACUAUGCAUUUCUGUUAUGCUGCAGUGGCAGGGACUGCUACCUCCCCACGGGCAAACUUCAUACCUUAGGCACUGCAGAAGUCACUUCCGUAGCAAGCCUCAAGGAUACAGAAAGAAGAAAAAAGGAUGGAGAGGAGGAGAGCUUGACUGAUGAGUCUGAAGUACAGCUGUUCACAGCUCAUAUACCAGCUGGUGGGAAAGGAAGGUGCUGGAUGACAUGUUCAUGGUCAUAGCUAUGUAAGUCUUUCAGGACUGAGGAUUCCUUCUGCUGACUGUGCUAUGGAACAAAACAAUGCCAACAAAGUAAAAGCCUUUUACUUGGCAUUAUUUUUUUUGCUAUCAGAUUGAACCCCCUCAUCCUCCUAACUUGACCAUUUAACUAUAUCAAGAACAUAGCUCAAAGAAGUGAACUCUUUUAGUUGAUUAAAAACAUGGUUUAUUGUUUUUCAACAAUUUCCUAUCAACGUAAGAAAAUCCAAUUGAAAAAGGAAUUAACAAACUGUUACAUUUUCUGUUAAUGUUUGCAGUGUUCUGUAUGAGGCAGUAACAAAAUGGCAACGUACCCCUGAGAAAAAUCCUAGUGCAGUCACAUGUUGUUAGAAAAUGGAACUGGAAGCGUACUGCUUUUUAUAUGGGACUCUUGAUGGUUUAUAAAUACUGUUUUAUACUUUUGUUUUAUCUUUUUAAUAAAAACACAAGUUUUUAUUGGUUCUGAAGUACCAUUUAAACAAAUUUCAAGUACUUAUGAGAAAGUUAGUGUUGGAUCAUGCACUCGUGUUAACACACCAAAACUCUGUAUGCUGUCUGCUUCGUCUGCCACUUUCAAGUCGAUUUUAAGUGAUGCUGAACUGCUAAAGAUGAGUGCUUUGCUCAGUGAUGUACCAUGUUCACAAAAGGCAAAACAUGUUUCCUGUGUUGAGGAAUAAAGUCCAACUAAGCUCAAGACCUACAGCAAAUAUGGUUUUUCUUUUCCUCCUACUGCACUAUAGAGAACGCUGUUAAUUCGUCUUUUGAUGUUCCUGGCAUUUUGCACAUGACAAAAGUGAAAAAUACCAUUCUGUGGUCUGAAGCUUUUCUGAUGUUCAGCUGAUGCUGAUUACUGAUAGUCAUACGCCUGUUUGAUAGAAACUGAAGGUGGUAGCUAUGUUGAUGAUCUGAACAAAAGGAACUCAUUUGGUUUCUUUGCCAGAUUGAUCACUACUUUUCCCCAUCAUUGACAUAUUGGAGUUACUUGGGUAUCAAGUAUAUUCUAAGGUUUAAAACAAAUAUUUUCUUUGUCUUUGAUAUUUAGGAAAAAGUAUUUUUUCCAGUCUUCUAGAACAGAAGCACUUCAGUGACCUAUGAGCAUAUUAUGGUCAUUGUCAGAUACUGCUGAGACAGAACUGAAGGCACAAACCUGCAUGUUUUGUAGAAAUUGCAAAAUGUUCUUCCAGCUUUGUAUGAUAAAUAUUGCAUUUGCCAGUUUUCAAAGAAAAAACAUGUGCUGUGCAUUAAUAUGAAAGGUUUCACUUUUUCUUCUCAAAUGUCAAGUGAAAAGCACUCAUCUAAAUAUAAGUUUUCAGGAAUACUGACAUGUUGAACUUAUAGGGAGAGAAUGCAUCAGCAAAAUUUCUUGGGGAAGAGGAGGGAGACGCAAGCCUGAGCUCAGUUUUCUCAUUCUAAGUACCUAAAUGUGCAGCCCAGAACGCCAGUAGAAUUGUAAUGGAGGACCCUGGAUAUCAUCUUUCUUUUACUGGAUCAUUGUAUCACAGCAGAGGUAACAAACACAUCUACAGUCAUCUAGCAGAAGUAGAAGGAAUAUUGCUCUCUAAUAGCAUAAAUCUCAGAGGAACAGCCUCCGUCCUCUUUCUCCUCAGCUCUUCCAGGUGUUCAAUUUACACCUACGUGAAUGGUGUGUACUAUAAGCUAACAUCAGUGUAACAUUUGCUUAAGUCAGGAUAGUUAAUCUACAGAAAAAAAAAAUGCAAGUAAACAGACUGGGCUGAAUCCGUGCGUGUUUUCUAGCAAGGUGCCGUGUGCUUUGGUUGUCUUGAGAGUUCUGAUCUGACAGCUCCAUAGCCAUAAGCAAGGGCAUCCUGUGCUGUAUCAAAGCAGAGUGGGAUACUCUCUGGCUUGCUCUCUCUUUUUGCCUAAAUGCAACCUUGGUGAGGACAAAAAGCUGUUAGACUGUUAAGCUGUAAGCAGACUACUGCUAGCUGGGCUCUGUAGGAGCACGCUAGGAUGUCCUUUCAGCCCACAUCCAUGCACUGAGUCGCUGCACGCUGCCAGUGAGAGGAGCUGACCUGCCUGGUCAGGAGGCAAGAAGGGAAGACAGACAGAGUGCCGGGUCAUGAGGUACAUGCUGUUUCUGUGCUUUAAGCUGCUGUGUGUCAGCAAGUCUUGAAAAUACUUACGUUUGUCACUAAAAAUAACAGUGCUUAAGCUUUUAAAUCCCUCAAAAUAACUGCUAGCCAUGAGUAGCAUUGUAGUGACUGUAGCAUAGUUGACACUGGCUGCAAUCAGAAGCUAUGCUUUGGUAUUUCCUAAAGCUUUAUUUUCUUUUAUAAAAAUCCACACAAUGGUCACAAACACAAAAUGGCUUAAACUCCCAAUGUGAGGACAGAAGUGUGACGCAGGAUGAGGUUACAGUGUUUUCUCUUUGAAGAUUUAGAAAUGUCAUGAGUUGAUAAAGCUCUCCCUGUAAAGACGGCAGAUGCAUAAAUAGAAAGGAAAACUUUAAACUAUUUUUAAAACCUCAAAAAAUAUUUUUUUUCUGAAUAUUGGUUUAUUUACAGACUGUGAAGGUGCACAUAAGUGCAGUUCUUACCAAACGUGUAUUAUUGGCAGAAGGCAGGAUUGUGUUAGGUUUCUCUAAUAACUGACAAGUUGGAUGCAUCCUAACCUCUUGAUUGAAAACUUCCAUUUCAAAUAUUCAGGGGUUUAUAUCCAAGGAAGCUCUGGCACUUUUACUCAUUGGAGUAGAGAAAUCACAGUAACAUCUUUGUUAAACCUAUGCUUUGAACCUGGAAUGUACGGGUACCAAGCUGCUUUUGGCAUACCAUCUAGAAACUGGGCAUCCAGAGUGUUAAAUGUCACUGUUUCUCAGGUACUGUUAAUUCUCUCAUUUGAUCUUGCAUGGCUUUUCUUUCUUGUAAAUAAUCUUUUGGGGUUUGGGAAGUUUUCAUUAAGUUCAGUGCUAUUCACUCAAAGUUCUUAAUUCGUUGUAGUUUGAAGUUUGACCAGUUGUAGCUCACCAGAGCCCCAAGAGGAGGAAAAGGAACUAGCAGGAUCAGUGUCUGUGGCACACGUACCAAGAGAUGCAUCAACUCUCCACAAAAAUGAGAAAGAUCUGCCUAGAUCUGGAGCACUGAUUGAAGAAAUUCAUUUAGAAUUAAAAAACAAAAAACAAAAAACAAAAAAAAACCACACACAUUUUGAGCUUCACAGUUUAUGUUCUGUAGCUAAAACAAAACAGAAUUGAAGGAUUCAGGUAUGAAGAGUCUCCGAAUAGCUAUUCUAACACUGAGUGUAGAUCAAGAUCGCAUUUUUCAUAUUACUUAAAAAAAAAUAAGUAGCUGGUAUCUAAUGUAAGAGGAUCUUCUAUCUCUAAAUGGCACCAAAGAGAGCAGCUGCAUAUAAGGUUACUUGUUACAAUACUGAGCACAUACACUAUCUUCAUUUCUAUCAAUUUAUUUUGUACAUAUAGACAGCUUUUUGUUUGUAUUUUUCUUAAUUACAUAACUCAUGAAAUUGAAUGAAACAAAGUUGUACUUAGUGCUGAUUCUGAUUAAAACUGGUCUUUCACUGUUU
Phasianus colchicus (ring-necked pheasant) is the source of this 5424-nucleotide messenger RNA. RefSeq names its product zDHHC palmitoyltransferase 20 (gene ZDHHC20). The record is from RefSeq and is a predicted model, not a curated record. Lineage: Eukaryota; Metazoa; Chordata; Aves; Galliformes; Phasianidae. Gene Ontology annotation, molecular function: palmitoyltransferase activity.